Messenger RNA from Gigantopelta aegis, 201 nucleotides. Its product is annotated as sperm protamine P3-like. The annotation marks the transcript as partial. Lineage: Eukaryota; Metazoa; Mollusca; Gastropoda; Neomphalida; Peltospiridae. The transcript is spliced from 2 exons. The record is from RefSeq and is a predicted model, not a curated record.
GGGGGAGGGGGGAGGGGGGGGGAAGGAGGGGGAGGGGAAAGAGGAAAAAAGGGGAAAGGGGGGGGGGAGGGAAGGAAGGAGGGGGAAAGAAAGGGGACGAAGAAAAAAGGAAAGGAAAGAGGGAAAAGGGGGAAGGGGAAAAAGGGAGGGAAAGGGGGGGGAAGGGGGGAGAGAAGAAAGGGAAAGGAAGAAAAGGAAAAA